Molecule: messenger RNA, 1950 nt
Organism: Dipodomys ordii (Ord's kangaroo rat)
Lineage: Eukaryota; Metazoa; Chordata; Mammalia; Rodentia; Heteromyidae
Product: putative P2Y purinoceptor 10
Exons: 2
Coding region: 189-1253 (354 amino acids)
Biological process (GO): positive regulation of Rho protein signal transduction; phospholipase C-activating G protein-coupled receptor signaling pathway
Cellular component (GO): membrane
Molecular function (GO): G protein-coupled receptor activity
Source: RefSeq, a predicted model, not a curated record
ACACAUGACCUUUUAUGUCAUUAGAUGGAAAUGACAGUCACUGCAUCCCUGGGAUCUACUGAGAUCUGGAAAUACAGCAUCUUUUGUAAGUUUAUCAAACUGAUAGCCUUCAGAGUACUGCAAAUGGAUUUCCCCAAGGAAUAUAUGCCUUGAUCAUCUGAAGAAGAGGUCAUGAAACCAUCACUCUAAUGCUUUUCAUAAGGAAGAAAAUGGGAAGUAACAGCACAAACAAUACGAGGGCAAAGUGCACUGAUUUUCAAAUGCCUUUUCAGUACUCCCUCUAUGCGACCACCUACAUCAUCAUCUUCAUCCCUGGUCUUCUGGCCAACAGUGCAGCCUUGUGGGUUCUCUGUCGCUUCAUCAGCAAGAAAAACAAAGCCAUCAUUUUCAUGAUCAACCUCUCUGUGGCUGACCUUGCCCACGUGCUGUCCUUACCCCUCCGGAUUUACUAUUACAUCAGCCACCACUGGCCUUUCCAGAGGGCCCUGUGCCUGCUGUGCUUCUACUUGAAGUAUCUCAACAUGUAUGCCAGCAUUUGCUUCCUGACAUGCAUCAGCCUUCAGAGGUGCCUCUUUCUCCUCAAGCCAUUCAGAGCCAGGAACUGGAAGCGUAGGUAUGAUGUGGGCAUCAGUGCUGCAAUCUGGGUCAUCGUUGGGACUGCUUGUUUGCCACUCCCCAUUUUGAGAAGCGCUGGGUUAGACAACCACACUGAAUCCUGCUUUGCUGAUUUAGGCCUUUACCAUAUUAGCAUGGCUUCCUCCAUUGGCAUGGUAACUGCUGCUGAACUUGGAGGGUUUGUGUUUCCUGUUGCAAUUAUUACUUACUGCACCUGGAAAACAAGAAAAUCUUUGCAAGAAUCUCAAGUUCCACCUCAGAAUACCAAAGAGAGGAAAAAGGCUUUGAGAAUGGUUCUGAUGUGUGCAGUGGUGUUCGUUGUAUGUUUCACGCCAUACCAUCUCAACUUUCCUUUCUUUAUGAUGGUGAAGCAAGAUAUGUUCUCAAACUGUUCCUUUACAAAGACCACCCUAUGCUUCCACAUCAUUUCCUUGUGUCUCGCAAAUCUGAAUUGUUGUCUUGAUCCAGUUGUAUAUUAUUUUAUGACCUCAGAAUUUCGUGAUCAAUUUUCAGAACACAGUGGCUUGGUUCUUCAGUCAUGUGUGAGAUGUAGGGACAGUGCUUUGGAAAUUCAUCAGAGAAAGGAUGAUCUUCAAACAAUCUCUCUUGAAUGUUUGGAUGAUUCCAAUAUAAUGUAAUCAAAAAAUUAGCAAGAAUAAUCUAUAUGCGUUAUUGGUGUAGUUAUGUCAUUCUUAAGAUUUUUCUUUUAAAAUGAUGAUGCUAGUGUGUGUUAAGAAAAAAAUGACCCAUACUCCACACCAUAAAAAUGAUCCUCUGAAGGAUUUACCCACGCCAAUAUCAUGUCUAAAUGGAAGUGAAUUUUUCUAUGGACUUAAUGAAAAAUAUAUUUCAUACCUAAGGGGAUGAGCAACAGAAUGGAUUCAUCUUUACCCAAGAGAAAUGGUAUGUCAAUUGAAGACUAGGUGACACAAGUGAGUUAUACAAACACUGAAAAAUAUAAUAUAUGUCAGAAUAAUAUGACCCUAAUUAUAUUCAGGAAAUAUAUGCUUGAGCUGAUUCAAUUAGAAAAGCCCAUUUGAGAUUAAUAUAUUGUGGGAAUUCAUAUCUUUAUAACUUGAAAUAUCUGUGAAUCUUUCCUUUUUCCUCUUUGUAGAAACAAACAAUUCAAACGUACCUUAAAUAUCUCCAAAGUACCAUGGAAUUCACCCAUAACACAUAAACCUUAAGUAUAAAAUAAAAUUAUGUUCUAAAAUGCUUUAUGAACUUGAAAUUAGCUUAAAAUAAACCCUCUUUGUUUGGACGCCAGUGAGUGUGUGUGAAGUGGUGCAUGUUUUUAUAUACUGGCACUAAUUCAGAAAAUGUUUUGUUAUAUUU